CCGGAGAGGGCGAGACCGCCGGAAGUGGGCCAGAGGGGCGGGAGACCCCAGGAAAUGGGGACACCUGGGGAGGGGGCGAAGACCGGAAGUAGGGGCCUUGGACCGCUGUCAGCGGCUCGGAGGUCUCUGGGGCUCCGAGAGAGAUGGCUUCCUGCCUCCUGUUGUUGUGGACGAGAGGGAAUGCUCCAGAGAGAGAGAGAGAAAGAGAUGACUCCAGCAGGGACCCUGAUAGCUAAUGUCAGAAGAAAGUGACUCUCUGAGAACCAGCCCCUCUGUGGCCUCACUCUCCGAAAAUGAGCUGCCACCGCCUCCGUCGGAACCUCCUGGCUAUGUGUGCUCACUGACAGAAGACUUGGUCACCAAAGCCAGGGAAGAGCUUCAGGAGAAGCCCGAGUGGAGACUCCGGGAUGUGCAGGCCCUUCGAGACAUGGUGCGGAAGGAAUACCCAUACCUGAGUACCUCGCUGGAUGAUGCCUUCCUAUUGCGCUUUCUGAGGGCCCGAAAGUUUGAUUAUGACAGAGCCCUGCAGCUGCUGGUCAACUACCAUGGCUGCAGGCGGAGCUGGCCAGAGGUCUUCAGCAACCUGAGGCCAUCAGCCCUGAAAGACGUUCUCAACUCUGGAUUUCUCACGGUGCUGCCCCACACGGACCCCAGGGGCUGCCAUGUCCUCUGCAUCCGACCAGACAGAUGGAUACCGAGCAACUACCCCAUUACCGAGAACAUCCGAGCCGUAUACUUGACAUUAGAAAAACUCAUUCAGUCCGAGGAGACCCAGGUGAACGGGAUCGUAAUCCUGGCCGACUACAAGGGAGUGAGCUUAUCAAAAGCAUCUCAUUUUGGGCCUUUUAUAGCCAAAAAGGUGAUUGGCAUCCUUCAGGAUGGCUUCCCCAUUCGAAUAAAAGCAGUUCACGUAGUGAACGAACCUCGGAUAUUUAAGGGCAUUUUUGCCAUCAUAAAACCAUUUCUCAAGGAGAAAAUUGCAAACAGGUUCUUCCUCCAUGGAUCUAACCUGAACUCUCUCCACACAAACCUUCCACGGAAUAUCCUUCCCAAGGAGUAUGGGGGCACAGCUGGAGAGCUGGACACUGCCUCCUGGAACGCGGUGCUGCUGGCCUCAGAGGAGGAUUUUGUGAAAGAGUUCUGCCAGCCUAUGCCUGCCUGCGACAGUCUCCUGGGCCAGCCCCUACUACCUGAAGGGCUGAUCUCAGAUGCACAGUGUGACGACUCCAUGCGAGCCGUGAAGUCCCAGCUCUACUCCUGCUAUUAGUACUCUUCCAGGAGAGUCACCAUGUGCACUUCCUUCCUUCCUUAGACAUGCACAGGCUGAAGAUGCCAGGCCCUUGCUCCAUCGCUGUGCAGCUGCUUGGAGCUUAAAUCUCCUGUAGAGAUUUAAAGCGUGCACACCACAGGCAGACCUUUGACUACCUGGGUUUUUCCAGGGAAAACAUGGAAAUUGCCCUGGCGAUUCCCAGAUGUUUGUACUCUGUUUGCAACUGUUACUCUGCAUAAGAGAGCUCUAUCUCUCUUAUGCAUCUUGGAAAGAACAAGGGUCAAAGUCACUCUGAAAAGAAUAGGAGAAGAUAACGUGAUUGAUCAGGACUCUGAAACAAUUGUCAACCUGAAAGGUGGCCACAUGUGAAACUUUUGAGUCUCUUUCCCAUAAACCCUAGGUGUGGACCUCUGCUGCUCAUCAGCAAAGUUCAAGGUUCAGGCCCCAGUUGUCACUGCUGGGGCUGGGAAGCACUGUUAACUGAGUGGUAAACCCCAGGCCCGGGCAGUACUUAAAGAUCGAAUUUGGAAGCCAGAGGCCUCACAGCAUCCCUGGAAUUCCAGGGUUAUAUCUUGCAAUAGAAACUUUUCCCAAACCUGUAAAGCCUUAGGUCCGGUUCUCCAUGGACUCACACAGGUCAACAUAAAAUACUGGAUUCCAGGACUGGCUAAAAAGCAUUUGACUAGGGGUCAGGUGUGUCUGCACAGACGUGAGCCUCAGCUGUCGUCUCUAAGUGAGGCUACAUGGAAUGAGGGCCGUUGGGGCUGCUCAAGUUGUUUGUUAGGUUUCUGCUUGGAAAGAUGACCACCUAGGGGUGGGUGGGUCUCUGUGUUUGUUUUGUCUGUGUACACAAGCCUUAUGUAAAGGAAUAUCAUCAUUUGGCCCUGCCUUUAAAGAAAUUAGUAGGUCCUGGGAGUUGGUGGUAACCAACUGCUGUUACAGAAUGAUGGGUAAACUUGAGAGGGAUGGCUUUGGUGAGGCCGACCAGAUGCUGUGCCAACUCCUUCCACACUGCAUUAGAAACACCCACAGUAACUGCCACAUUUGGGCUCUUUCAGUCUUUGUCCCUGGAAACAUACAGGGGCAGGUUAUUGCUGGUUCACCUGUGGGCCCUGCCCUCCCAAGCACACUGCAGUGUUUGUCUAGUGUGGGAGGACCAGCUGGCCAGAAUGCUAGCUCUGCAUUUGGGUAUUAUAGACACCUGACAAGAUUUUAGCUUUAACUCAAGCACUGAGUGAGGUGAUUUAUCUCCCAGCUUUUGACUUGUUCCCUUUGGUAAUUAUGUGUCAAGUACCAUUGGUUGUGCAUCUCCUAGACUAAGCAGGCAUUGCAUAUAGCUUUCAUACAGUGCUUGGAGAUCAGAGGUCAGUUGGUUCUUAACAUUUCCCAAAAUGUCUGCAGAAGCUCUUUAUGGAAACUUACCUCAAUAAUGCCACUUCCGGGGAACAUUCUUUUCACCAUAGAUGCUAGUUGUUAAGCUUUUAGGCCCUGGCCGAGUUUUAGCACCAGUCACCCCUCCUGACCGCCAUUGAGACCAUCUGCUGCUGAGUUUCUGCUAUGUGGUUUAGCUCCUGGCCACCUAGACACCUGAAAAGACCCAAGAUGGCUCCCAGCAGUCUUGAUGGGAGAGUCUUAUUAGAAGCUUGCUUAGGUGGUUUGGGAGAAAGCAGAAGGAAAAAACAAAGGAAAAGAUGAAUCCCUCAGUCCUACCAGGUUCCCUAAAUUUAAUCGUGUCACAUCAGUAGCUAGUUCUUGGUCUCCUUGACUUAACAAACGGACAACCAGACUCUUGGGGAGAAAUCUCAGAGCAGAAAUGUUGCCUGUUUGCCAGGCCUUUCUGGUUAGGCCAAGAGGGAGCCAUUCCGUCAAGCCUCUAAGGAGUCUGGGUCUGCUAUGUCCCUACUGCUGCUUGUGGACUCUAGAGACCUGUCUUGGCACCUCAGCUUUGAAGCUGGCUGAGAGACCAGGACCUCCUGGUGUAAAAUAAAGCAACUCGGCUGUUGAGCAGCAGGGGUGCAGCAGGCCUCAGCUGAGGGGAGCACACUGGUGGAGCCAGCACUUGAGCAAGAGCCUGGAAGUAUCUGACUUUAGGGUAAAGUGCUAGACAUUUCAGACAGCUGGAAACCAGCUUUUCCUAAAUUCAAGGUCAUGUGGAAUUGAAGAGAAAGGGAUGGAACAUUAACACCCUGAGUGCUGGACAGGGGCUUGUAUGCUGAACUCUGAAUCCUGUUCUGAGCCUCUGGCCAUAAGAACACUCUAUUCUGCUUGGUGCUGAAAUGUCCUAGUUUAGGAAUACAGUUGUCUUCUCUUUCUCAAGUCCCCUACAGAGUUCAGUUCAGCUUCCUAGAAAUGUACGUAUUCUGCAGAAAUACAGAUAAAAUCUACAGAAACAGCCAGAAGUGCUGGCUUCACAAACCUUGGCUUUCUCCAGGUGGGUUUGGACUGCUCAUACUUGACCCUCGGCUUGUAAGCACCUCAGGUUAGGGUGCAGUUUCUUCUGAGUUGGAGGGACUGGAGCCAUUCCCUCUGAAUAUCUGAAACGGCUUUAUUACCUAGCAGGUAAUUUGGGUAGAUGUCAUUUCAUCCUUGAGAUUACUCAUGGAACUUGCUUUUUCAGUUGGGCGGCAACAGCUACACUGCUGCGGUGGUAUUAUAAUACCUCAUCAAGGGUUUUCUCACGGCACCUCCUUUAGGAAGGAAACCUAUAACUCAGUUGAUGUAAGGAUAGUUGUGCUGUGGUCAUGUCAGGCAGGAACACCAGAUACAUGGGUAGUCGGGAGACACCCUGGUAAGGCUUCUCAGUACUUGAUCUGCUCAGUUUGUAAAUCUGCUUUCUCUGCUCUCCUGCCUCGGAAAUGCUCAACUUCAAAUGCAAGAAGCACCAUCAAAUGUUUCUUCUCAAUGGGAACUUGCUCCACAGGAAGGUCCAGUGGGAUUUGCAGGUGGAGUCACAUUUACUGCUUUGUGACCAGAUUUACUGGUUUUCAAUUACCUGGGGCCCUAUGUCUAUGUUUUCAACAUUUUCCCAUCAGGCAGUUAGUGGUAGCCACUUUGGAUUCUUGUGGAUGUGCCUCAGCUGUUUGGCAUAUUACAUAGGAACCCAAUAGGUAAAAAAAAUACUUGAAACUUCUCAGUGGCCAAGACCUCCGAUACCCUCUCUGAUGGGUGGGAGCUGGGCUAUUUUCCUGACCAAUCUAGGCCACCAUUUUAGCCCCUGGUCACAUUCCUUACUUCAAACUUAAAUUCAGUUUGGCUUUGAGUAUAGGCACAUAUGGUGGAUUCACCUACUUCAGUGUUUUGACAAAAAGUUUAUUUUUCUAGUGCAUUUUUCUAAAUGGUAAAAAUAUGUAAUUUUAGUAUGCAUGACUUGAUCUCCAAAAUAAAAAUCCCUGUAAAGCUGA
Messenger RNA from Arvicanthis niloticus (Nile rat), 4671 nucleotides. It is a transcript of the gene Ttpal, whose product is annotated as alpha tocopherol transfer protein like. Gene Ontology annotation, molecular function: phosphatidylinositol bisphosphate binding. The record is from RefSeq and is a predicted model, not a curated record. Gene Ontology annotation, cellular component: membrane. NCBI's taxonomy places the organism in Eukaryota, Metazoa, Chordata, Mammalia, Rodentia, Muridae.